Planococcus citri (citrus mealybug) is the source of this 5934-nucleotide messenger RNA. It is a transcript of the gene BRWD3, whose product is annotated as bromodomain and WD repeat-containing protein. Gene Ontology annotation, cellular component: nucleus. Gene Ontology annotation, molecular function: protein binding. Lineage: Eukaryota; Metazoa; Arthropoda; Insecta; Hemiptera; Pseudococcidae. The coding region runs from base 262 to 4914 and encodes 1550 amino acids. The transcript has 27 exons. The record is from RefSeq and is a predicted model, not a curated record. Gene Ontology annotation, biological process: regulation of transcription by RNA polymerase II; cytoskeleton organization; regulation of cell shape.
UGAUGUCAGUGGAUCGUGAAUUUAAUAUGGCUGAACUGAAGUUUUAUCGUUUUUGUGUAGUAAAUACAGAAAAUUAAAUGUUAAAUUGACUAUAUUUUAUUAUAAUAUCUUUUUGAUAAGUUAGUUCUAAGGUUAUAAAGUUUUACAAUUUUCUUAAAGUUGUAUUGAAUGGGUCUAAUUGCAUUCUAUUGAUGUGAUUAUUAUGUCGUAUAAUGAUGUCAUAUCUUUAACUUCACUGAAAUUUCAAACUCGCCACUGAACAUGGAAAACGGAACGAUUAAAAGCGAGUUGUAUUUCUUGAUUGCCAAAUUUCUCAAGAAUAGCCCUUGUGAGAAUACUUUCAAGACAUUUUUGGAAGAAUUGGAAAAACAUGAUAUUUUAUCACCUCGAUAUGAUUGGACCGGCGAUUGUCACAAACAAACUUUCGAAGAAUUGGAAUAUAAAUUCAAUCACGUGAAUAAUGAUCAUCUGCUUGAUAUUUGCAAGAAAAUUAAUCCAUUGUUAGAUUCAGCGUUCAAGAAAAGUAUUACCUAUGAACCGUCCCUGUUGGGAGAUGGAAAUCACUCUGUUUUAAGAUCAAAAGAAACCGAGAAGAAAUGUUAUACCUUGAAGGAUUACAUGGUUCGUAGGCAUUUGAUACCGUUGCCAGAACCGAUAACAUUCCGUAAACAUAACAUCGUGAAAGCGUUGUACGGCCGGGAAGCAUCUGGUGCGUUUAAUCGCAAACAUGUGUUGGCAGGAUGUCCGUAUAAGAAUUUGCAAUUGUUAGGGCGCACGUUAGGUCAUCUAUCUGCCGUAUAUUGUGUUCUUUUCGAUAGCUCCGGCAGAUAUAUUUUUACAGGCGCCGAUGAUUUACUGGUAAAAGUUUGGCAUGCUGUUAGUGGUCGGUUACUGACGACUCUUCGAGGUGCCUCAGCUGAGAUCACCGAUCUCGCUGUUAAUUAUGAAAACACCCUAUUAGCCGCUGGUAGUGUCGAUAAAAUCGUCAGAGUCUGGUGUUUACAAACAGCAUUUCCUGUGGCAACUUUGGUUAUACAUACUGGAACCAUUACCGGUGUAAACUUUUGUCCAGCUGUAGUAAAUGGCUGUAGAUACCUAACAUCAACGGCUACUGAUGGUUCUGUAGCAUUCUGGAAAUAUGCUACUAACGAUUCAGAAACUUCUUUCGAACAAACGCCGGUGCAAUAUUUGGAACGUAUGAGACCCGGAUGUGCUCAGAUAUCAUGUGGUUCCUUCAGUCCUGGUGGAAUGUUUUUAGCUGCUGGCAGCGCCGAUCAUAAUGUCCGUGUCUACAAAAUGGCCGGAUUAGAAGGCCCCACUAGAGUUUUAGAAAAAGAAGCACAUUCCGACCGUGUAGAUAGUAUCCAGUGGGCACAUUCGCAUUUAAAAUUCGCUUCUGGGUCGAAAGACGGCACAUGUUUGAUUUGGUAUUACGAACAACAAGUGUGGAAAUCAAUUACUUUAUUAAUGUCGACGAAAUUACCUGGUACGAAAGUCACCGAAGAAGACGCUAAACAAAAAUUACGGGUUACGAUGUUAACUUGGGAUAAAACUGAUCAGUGGGUGAUAACUGCCAGUUCUGAUAAUUCGAUCAAAGUAUGGAACAGUGUUACUGGUGAAUUGAUUCAAAUCCUGAAUGGCCAUCGUGCGGAAACCUACGUGAUUGAAAGUCAUCCUCUGGACUCCAAAAUAUUGUUAAGUGCCGGGCAUGAUGGCAAGCUGUUCAUUUGGAAUAUCAUCAGCGGUGAAAUUUUAGCAUCUUUUCAAAAUAACAUCGACGGACAAGGAUUCGGAGCGGUAUUCGAUGCGAAAUGGUCUCCCGAUGGGAAUUCGUUUGCAGCUACCGAUUCCCACGGUCAGAUACUCACUUUUGGGUUCGGAUUACCAGAUAUUACUCGAAAAGUUCCUAGAGAAUUAUUCUUUCACACUGAUUAUCGUCCAUUGACCAGAGAUUUCAAUAACGUUGUACUGGAUGAACAGACCCAAACACCGCCGCACUUGAUGGCGCCUCCAUUUUUGGUAGAUAUCGACGGAAAUCCAUAUCCCCCUUAUUUGCAGAGAUUAGUGCCUGGUCGUGAACAUUGCGAUAUUGACCAGCUUGUGCCAAACGUUGUCCUUAGCGAUGAAGGACGUCAAGAAGUAAUCAUGGAAGCUAAUGAAAAUGAUUUCAUGGGAGCUGAUGUGGCUGAACAGAGAAGACCUGCUUCUGCUUUGAGAUCAAGAGUUGGUAUGCGAAGAACUGGAGAUAUUGAAGGUGUUCGUCAAUCCAGUGGAAAUUGGCAACGAGGUGAUAAUAUCUCUUGGACGAAACGACUAAUUUGCGAACCGUUAGACAAAUAUACAGCUCAGGCGAUCGCAGAACGAACGCAGAUUAUGGCUUCUAUAGAAUUAGAAGAAUAUCGUAAAGAAUCGAAAAAACCUAUGGCUCCUGAGCCGAAACCAAUUGCGAUUCCGAAAAGAACUCCUCGCCGAAGAAAGGCGCUUCAUACUUAUAGAACUCGCGCUUCGCGUAUAGAACAACUUGAAAUGGAAUUCGAGAAUCCGGAUAAUUUGGAUUUGAGUUCCGAUUCGCAAGAAGAGGAGGAUUCGACAGCACAUGAAUCACCGAUCGAUACAGCAUCAUCAACUAGCGAAAAUGAUGCUAGCUCGGAUUAUUCGGAUUGGACCGCCGAUAACGGCAUGAAUAAAUUAGAACCUCCGAAGCGAGUAGCCAGAGUCAGAAAUCUAAGACGAGCUAAUAAGAUGACGAAGAUAACGAAAAUAGCCAACACAACUUUGAAAAAACCACUUCCUCAGGACAUUCCGGAAGAAUAUCGUCCUUCAGAAUGGCUGGCUGAGACGAUGCCCAAAAAAGCACCCUAUUAUCCUCAAAUGGGAGAUGAAGUUAUGUUUUUCCAGCAAGGUUAUAAUUUGUAUUUGAAUGCCGUUCAAAAUAAGAAUAUCUACAAAGUACGACCAGCACAGCUGAAUCCAUGGGGCAAAAUUAAAUUGAAAGAACCACAACUAGUAAAAGUAAUCGGUAUCAAAUAUGAAAUCAGACCGCCUCGAUUGUGUGGCCUCAGGUUAGCGGUUAUGAACGACGAAGAUCAAGUGACGCAGCAUAGUUUCGAUUUAAAAUAUCACGAUAUUACCGAUGUGAUUGAUUUUCUAGUGUUGAGACAGCUGUACGACACGGCUAUGUCUCGUACAUGGAAAGUUGGCGAUCGAUUCCGUAGCGCGAUAGAUGACGCGUGGUGGUGCGGUAAAAUAGUUUCUCGGAAUAAAAAUGCCCAAUCGCCGUUCCUCUGCUAUAAAAUUGAAUGGGAUAACCACGAAAAUGAGAAUCUCAGUCCGUGGGAUUUGGAACCGUUGAAUUCACGCAGAGAACCGCAAAAUGGACAAUCGUUACCAAUAUUACCGAGAGAAAUGAAAAACAUCCUGUAUCAACCGGAAACCGACGAGUGGCCGAUGGGUAAUCAGGAUGUAGCGUGUGAACGUAUUUUACGAUCUCUGGAAGAUUUGAUGAGCACGUCGAUCGCCGAACAUUUCCUCGCACCUGUGGAUAUCAGCGUAUAUACGAGUUACGCGUACGUCGUGGAAUAUCCAAUUGAUUUAAGUACAAUUAAGGCGAGAUUUGAGAAUAGAUUCUAUAGACGGUUAGCUGCCGCUCAAUUCGAUGCCAGAUACAUCGCUAGUAAUGCUGAGAAAUUCAACGAAAGAGGCAGCGUUAUCGUUAGACACGCUCGUAUUAUUACCGAUAUUCUACUAAAAAUAAUCAAAACUGUUUUACCAUUAGAUGUACCGGCGUUAUGUCGCCAACUGAAGGAUAACUACGUAUCUACUGAUUCAACUGAAGAAGAAGCCCCUGAAUCGCCUCCUGGACCUUCGAAUAGAUUACGAUUCCGUCCGGCUGCACAAAACCGCAAUCUGCGAUCGACGGAAGGUCGUCGAGCUCGCAAUACACGGCAGCCAUUCGAUUGGAAACGAGAAUGUAAAGAAUUAUUGCAUUUGUUGUGGAUUAGCGAAGAUAGCGAACCGUUCAGGCAACCGGUGGACCGAUUGGAUCAUCCAGAUUAUGAUAAGAUCAUCGAUACUCCGAUGGAUUUGAGUAUUAUACGUGAAGAAUUGAAAGGGGAUAAUUACGAUUCGCCUCACGAAUUUUGGAAAGAUCUGAAAAUCAUGUUCAACAACGCUAAGAAUUAUACUACUGAUAAAAGAACGAGGAUAUACGCGAUGACAGUACGUCUGUCCAGUCUGGCAGAAGAACACAUGAAAAGCAUAUUGUCAUCUUACUCGUAUAGAAGUACCAACAAAAAAAGAGAUCCUAGGGAAACAGGAACGCCUCAAAAACGAGGACUCAAACGUAGACGUCGCACUAAAGAUAGUUCAGUAGGAGAAGAAUCGUCCGAUGAAUCUCCACGACCAUCGACCAGCGCUGCUGCAAAUCGUCGCUCUAGUGUUCGACGAGUUCAAGCCGAACGCGAAAGUCCUCGGAAACCAAACACUAGAAGCCCUAGGAAAAUCAAAGCAGUAGAGACGUCCGAAUCGGAAGACGAUAAGAACGACGAUGACUACGAACAAACGAUCAGUAGCAAUCGGUCACCACGUACGAGAACGUUACGUGCCAGAAAAACGUGGAAUUACGCGAAAAUGCUUCAGAGUAAUUCUGAUGAUCAUUCCGAAGAGAGCGGAGGUGAUAAAACGGAAGAGAACCGAGUGAAAAGGCAACGGCGGAAAACCGAUGUCGGUGUUAACGAAGACAGCAUUCGAUCGCGAAGACUUCGCCAGAAUCUUCAAGUACGACAUUACGUCGAAAAUAGCGAUUCUUACGAAGAAGAUGACGAGGAAGGGGUGAAUAUCAGCGUAUCCGUCAGCAGUCGAGGGCGCAUUAGGAAAUUGACGGCAAAAGCCAGAGCUAGCGUUUUUCGGGAUUGAUCGCAUAGGGAAAUAGUUUAUAGGUUUAGAUUAUCGGAGAAACCUAAUCAUGUUCGGUUUCUUGCGACUGUGUGGCAAAUGGACCGAAAUGUCUCGUAUGAUGUAAUGUAAAUGUGUAGGUAUGUAUCAGUUUGGAUACUGCCGAUUGUGAUUGAUUCUAAGGGCACUUGAUGUGUAAAUCUCAUGAGAGGAAAACUAUUUUGCUACAAUUUUAUUCGCAUUUUAUUCUUUUUAAUGGAAUAUGUUGUCUUAUUUUUUCCUUUGAGAUUUUAAUUUAUUAAUUUAUUUAUUUCGUCGCUUUAGCGUACCUACCUAUUAUGUAAACGUGUAACAAUUUUCUUUCUUUGAAUUUUACUUUUUUCUCCAAGCUGCCGAGCAUUUUGUAACCACGCAAGUGUAUUCUGUGAUGCGGAAACAAAUAACGCACGCUUUUUUAAUGUUUGAGACAAAAAUCAUCACGUAUUAUCGAAUACAUUCUCGCGAAAAGACUGAAAAUUUGUUGUUCGAUUGAAAUUUCUAGUCUUAUCACGAUGUAUAAAAUUCUUCGAAGGUUUAAUUCGAUUUAUUUUAAUCUUUCUUUUUUUUCCUAGCAUAAUUUUCGGUUUUUUUACCAGACUGAGAAAAGAUUACCGUUUUUAUGUGCUAACACUAGUUUUGGUAUUAAAUGCUAGGUUGUUGAAUUCUAUUUUAUCGAGUUGGAGGUUUUGACUUAUUAUGGAAUCUAGGUAAAUGUAUCGAAAAUGACGCUAUUGCUAAUGAAUAAUGAUUGUUUAGUUUUAUUUUUUAUUAGAUAAUUUUCUUUUUUAAGUUUCUUUUUUAUUAUUAAACUAUUGUGACUGUCUUGUUGUUGUAUGUGUUAUUAUUUUUUAUUCAUUUGGCUGCAGGAGGUUGCAGGUUAUUCUUGUUUGCGACAUUUGACUAUGUAUUUUAAGGUGAUGUAUGUUGAUACCCUGCUCCUUCCUGUACCCGCAUUCUGUAUCCAUACUGGAUUAUUAAAUAUACUUUUUUAAAUCGUUCAAA